AUAGGGGAGGCCGAGCUCGCGGACAGAGGGGCCGUGGACGUGGCUAUGGUCAGAAUUUUCAGAAUCAACAAGGCAAUUAUGUCCAGAAUUUUCCGCCGCCGCAACAGCCCGGUUAUCCUCACGGUCAGCAGCCUUAUGGAGCUCCUCGUGGUCAAUUUCCUUCGGGAAACUCAGGUUUUCCGUCUGUGGAUAAUUCUUAUCAAUCUCAUCCGCCCCCAGUUGUUUGUCAAAUCUGUUUCUCCCCAGGUCAUUCGGCUCUUACAUGUUCUCGGUUUCUGGCAUCGUCUACUCCAGCUCUGGCUGCUAUCCCCUCGGGUGAAACAAAUAGCUCUGUGUGGUAUCCUGAUUCGGGAGCAUCGGCUCAUAUGACACCUCAUGAAGGACAAUCAGACGGGGGUACAUCUACUUCAGGCUUCCAAUAAAGACCAUCUAUAUCCAUUCCAUGCCCUUCAGACUACGCUUGUUUCUGGACCUACAUGGCACAAACGUUUGGGGCAUUGUGGUGAUCGAGUUUUACACACGCUUCGGCAAAAACAUUUUAUUUCUUCUACUAGUACUUUUAAUCAUGAUUGUGUUUCUUGUAAGUUGGGAAAAUCCCAUAGACUACCUUUUCAGGAUGUUAUUCAUUCUUGUACUGCUCCUCUUGAACUUAUUCACUCAGAUGUUUGGCAAUCGC
Molecule: messenger RNA, 676 nt
Organism: Cuscuta epithymum
Lineage: Eukaryota; Viridiplantae; Streptophyta; Magnoliopsida; Solanales; Convolvulaceae
Source: the annotation of a GenBank genome assembly